UUGAAAGUGGUUGCUUUAUUUCGUAGAAAACAUGGAGUUCUUUACCUCUGUAAUUUGGCUGACAGUGAUCCUACUUGGUGUAGUUUACUUUUAUUUCCGGCGAAAGUAUUCUUAUUGGAAAAACCGUGGAGUACCGUACAUAGAACCAACAUUUCCAUUGGGGAAUCUGUCCCGGAAAAACAUCGGUAACUUGAGAGAGGUGUUCGAGAAAGUGUACAAUAUGAGAGAAAAAUGUCCCUUUGUUGGAGCGUACUUCGUUGUUAAACCCGUGGCAAUAGCAACUGACCUGGAUUUCAUAAAAGACGUGUUAGUGAAAGACUUCAACAAUUUUCAUGGACGUGGUAUUCACAUAAAUGAGAAAGAUAGUCCCCUCUCCGCACAUUUGUUUGCCUUGGAUGGACCAAAAUGGAGAUCGCUUCGGAUGAAACUUUCACCUACUUUCACUUCUGGAAAAAUGAAAUAUAUGUUUCCUUCCAUAGUUGGUGUUUCUGAGCAGUUCAAUCAAACUUUGGGUGAAAUAUUGCACGAUCAGAGUGACAUUGAUGUGAAGGAAAUUCUUUCUUGUUUUACAACUGACGUUAUCGGAACAUGCGCCUUUGGAGUAGAGUGUAACAGUUUAAAAGAUCCCAACGCAGUGUUCCGCGAAUAUGGUCGCAAGGUUCUUAAACCAUCGAAACUACGCUCAAUAGCAUUGGUCCUCGCCCGAACAUCAAAACUGGCCGCCACAUUACGUUUAUCGGUUUUCGGUAAGGACAUCACUAAUUUCUUCAUCGGUAUUGUUCGUCAAACCAUCGAACACCGUGAGAAAAAUAAUGUCAAACGUAAUGACUUCAUGGACCUACUAAUUGACUUGAAAAACAACGAUACUUUGGAUGAAGACAAAAAAAUCAAAUUAGAGAAGCUUACUUUGGAGCAAGUGGCGGCCCAGGCAUUCGUCUUCUUUGUCGCUGGAUUCGAAACUUCUUCUACGACGAUGAUGUUUGCCUUGUACGAAUUAGCGUUGAAUCAAGAGAUCCAGGACAAGCUACGAACUGAAAUAAAUACUGUCUGUGCGAAGCAUGGAGGCCGUUUAACGUAUGAGGCCAUGAAUGAUAUGGUGUAUCUGGGUCAAGUUGUCAAUGAAACUUUGCGAAAACACCCACCUGUUGUUGUAUUGCAGCGUGUAGCACAAGACGACUACAAAGUUGCAAACACGAAAUUGGUGAUUGAAAAAGGAACAACUGUAAUGGUCCCCACCUAUCAGAUUCAGCACGAUGAACGCUACUAUCCAAACCCCGAGAAGUUUGAUCCUGAUCGUUUCCUGCCCGAAGUGUGUAAGUCCCGGCAUCCAAUGACAUUCUUGAGCUUUGGAGAUGGUCCCAGAAAUUGCAUCGGUUUGAGGUUUGGUAGGCUGCAAUCACGGGUGGGCCUUGCUAUGCUGUUGAAAAACUAUCGAUUUGAACCAUCGGAAAAAACACCAAUUCCAAAAAAGCUUUUACCACGUGGUGGAAUUUUGGCGUCUGUCGACCGACUGCAUUUGAAAAUUAUCAAAAUUUGAUUUCAAAGUUUUAAGGUCUUCUUCAAAUGCGUUACUAUGUUGAUACAGACUAAUAAACGUUAUUUCC
Hermetia illucens (black soldier fly) is the source of this 1604-nucleotide messenger RNA. RefSeq names its product probable cytochrome P450 6a20. Gene Ontology annotation, molecular function: monooxygenase activity; heme binding; oxidoreductase activity, acting on paired donors, with incorporation or reduction of molecular oxygen. The transcript has 2 exons. Bases 32 to 1537 code for a protein of 501 amino acids. Lineage: Eukaryota; Metazoa; Arthropoda; Insecta; Diptera; Stratiomyidae. The record is from RefSeq and is a predicted model, not a curated record.